AAAGAGGUGUAAUCUAGAAAAAUAGAAACCUUAUCGAGUCGCAUCAUGUGGUGACGGGAAAUAGGCUUAUCUUUCGAGAAGAAACAAACUAGCUCGGCUGAGAAGUAGUAGAGCUUUUGCGCAGCAAUGGCGGCCUUGAGCUGCCCAUUUCACCCUAAAGUCUACAAGAGUUCUCAAAAUAUUAAAGCUAGACCUUCCAUCUCUUGCUCAAUGCAGCCUUCUCAAAGUAAUACCAAGGUUAUUGUGAAUGGAGCAGCAAAAGAAAUAGGAAGGGCAGCAGUAAUUGCAGUGACCAGAGCUAGAGGAAUGGAGGUGGCUGGUGCAGUGGAUUCCCAUCUUGUGGGAGAAGAUAUUGGGAAGGUAUGUGACAUGGAAGAUCCACUAGAAAUUCCCAUAAUAAAUGACCUCACCAUGGUAUUGGGUUCCAUAUCUCAGUCAAAAGCAACAGGAGUUGUCAUUGAUUUCACUGACCCUUCGACUGUAUAUGACAAUGUGAAACAGGCAACAGCAUUUGGGAUGAAAAGUGUGGUGUACGUACCUCGAAUUAAGCCUGAUACCAUAACUGCAUUAUCUGUAUUAUGUGAGAAAGCCAGCAUGGGUUGCCUUGUUGCGCCAACUCUAUCCAUAGGAUCUAUACUUCUCCAACAGGCAGCAAUAUCAGCUUCCUUCCACUACAACAACGUAGAGAUAGUGGAAUCAAGGGCCAGUCCGAAGGAUCUUCCUUCGCCAGAUGCAGUCCAGAUUGCCAGAAACCUCUCUAAUCUUGGCCAGAUCUACAACAGACAAGAUAUUUCAACUGACGUUCUGGCAAGGGGUCAAGUUCUAGGAGAAGAUGGGGUUCGAGUACAUAGCUUAGUCCUUCCAGGACUUCCUUCGAGUACAACAGUCCACUUCUCAGGCCCAGGAGAGGUAUACUCUCUCAAACAUGAUAUCACCAAUGUGCAAUGUCUCAUGCCAGGCCUAAUCUUGGCCAUCAGAAAGGUUGUGCGCCUUAAGGUAACCAAUCCAAUGCCAUUUAAUUUUUUAAUGUCUUCAAGCAUUUUGCUUUAGUCCAUCUCCAAAGUGAAAAUGCCCUUUCCAUUGUAAAUUUUUCUUGCAGAAUCUGGUGUAUGGCUUGGAGAAAUUUUUGUAGUCGUUUUCCAUCUCCACAAUCUGGAACUUUGAUGUGUUUCAUCAAUUGAAGAUAAAUAGCAUAUCAUCCUGAAGACAAAAAUUAGAAAGAGAUCGCUUUGAUACAAGAAACAGCAGAGGGGAAAGAGAUUUUUUCUUUUGUUUUUAAUGAAAUGCCAUUCAGUGAACCUUUGAGAGACUUUAAAAGUAAUGUGAUAUUCAGUCAGAAUCGAACAUGAUAAGGCCAAAUUUCAUUCA
This is a messenger RNA of Juglans microcarpa x Juglans regia, 1368 nucleotides long. Its product is annotated as dihydrodipicolinate reductase-like protein CRR1, chloroplastic. Gene Ontology annotation, molecular function: 4-hydroxy-tetrahydrodipicolinate reductase activity. Lineage: Eukaryota; Viridiplantae; Streptophyta; Magnoliopsida; Fagales; Juglandaceae. The transcript has 9 exons. The coding region runs from base 127 to 1050 and encodes 307 amino acids. The record is from RefSeq and is a predicted model, not a curated record. Gene Ontology annotation, cellular component: chloroplast stroma.